Molecule: messenger RNA, 2617 nt
Organism: Megalops cyprinoides (Indo-Pacific tarpon)
Lineage: Eukaryota; Metazoa; Chordata; Actinopteri; Elopiformes; Megalopidae
Product: nuclear cap-binding protein subunit 1
Exons: 23
Coding region: 149-2533 (794 amino acids)
Biological process (GO): nuclear-transcribed mRNA catabolic process, nonsense-mediated decay; regulation of mRNA processing; mRNA export from nucleus
Cellular component (GO): nucleus; nuclear cap binding complex
Molecular function (GO): protein binding; RNA cap binding; mRNA binding
Source: RefSeq, a predicted model, not a curated record
UUGCGGCGUUUGUAGUGUGGACUCUUAAAUGCUGUUGUCUUGACUAAAACGUUUAAGCAAAGCUUUGAUCAUUUGAAAAGCACAGACAACGACCGUCUCAGAGGAAUAUUUAAUUUCACCAACAUAUAUAAAUUGCACGGAAUUAAAAAUGUCAAGGAGACGACACAGCGAUGAAAACGAUGGGGGACAGUCCCAUAAAAGACGAAGAACAUCGGAGCCCAUCGAAAUCGAGGAUCGCUUGGAGUCACUGAUAUGCAGAGUGGGAGAAAAGAGCACCUCCUCUCUGGAGAGUAACCUGGAAGGGCUGGCUGGUGUGCUGGAGGCCGACCUGCCAAAUUACAAGAGCAAGAUCCUUCGAAUCCUGUGUGCAGUUGCGCGGCUGCUUCCUGAGAAGCUGACUGUGUACACGACCCUUGUGGGCCUGCUCAACGCCAGGAACUACAACUUCGGGGGGGAGUUUGUGGAGGCCAUGAUUCGGCAGCUCAAAGAGACCCUCAAGUCCAACAUGUACAAUGAAGCUGUGUACUUGGUGCGGUUCCUAUGCGACCUGGUGAACUGCCAUGUGAUUGCAGCCCCCUCCAUGGUGGCCAUGUUUGAGAAUUUUGUCAGUGUCAUUCAAGAGGAAGAUGUGCCUCAGGUGCGUUGCGACUGGUACGUGUAUACGGUGCUGUCCUGUCUGCCCUGGGUGGGGAAGGAGCUGUACGAGAAGAAGGACGUGGAGAUGGACCGGCUGCUCAACCAAAUCGAGGGCUACCUGAAGAGACGGCAGAAGACUCACCUCCCCAUGCUACAGGUCUGGACUGCUGACAAGCCCCACCCACAGGAGGAGUACCUGGACUGCCUGUGGGCUCAGAUUCAGAAGCUGAAGAAGGACCGCUGGCAGGAGCGGCACAUCCUGCGGCCGUACAUCGCCUUCGACAGCGUGCUCUGCGAGGCCCUGCAGCACAACCUGCCCCCCUUCACCCCGCCGCCCCACAUGGACGACGCCGUCUACCCCAUGCCCCGUGUCGUCUUCCGCAUGUUCGACUACACCGACGCCCCCGAGGGCCCCGUCAUGCCAGGCAGCCACUCAGUGGAGAGGUUUGUGAUCGAAGAGAACCUCCACUGCAUUAUCAAGUCUCACUGGAGGGAGAGGAAGACCUGUGCCGCCCAGCUUUUGAGCUAUCCAGGGAAAAACAAGAUCCCCCUCAACUAUCACAUUGUGGAGGUGAUCUUCGGAGAGCUCUUCCAGCUGCCCUCCCCACCCCAAAUUGACGUCAUGUACACUACCCUGCUGAUCGAACUGUGCAAGCUGCAGCCAGGCUCCUUGCCCCAAGUUCUCGCCCAAGCCACAGAGAUGAUGUACAUGCGCCUGGACACCAUGAACACAACCUGUGCAGACCGAUUUAUCAACUGGUUUUCACACCAUCUGAGCAACUUUCAGUUCAGAUGGAGCUGGGAUGACUGGGCUGACUGCUUGGCUCAGGACGCUGAGAAGCCCAAGCCGAAGUUUGUCAGAGAAGUGUUGGAAAAGAGCAUGAGACUGUCCUAUCACCAGCGAAUAGUGGACAUUGUGCCACCCACUUUCUCAGCACUGAUUCCAGCCAACCCCAUAUUCACCUUCAAAUAUGGCGAAGAAAACAGUUCCCUCCCGGGCUACGCUGUGUCUAUCACGGUCAGUAACGCCAUCAAAAACCGCGCGAGCAACGAGGAGAUCUUGACCAUCCUGAAGGACGUGCCCAACCCGAAUCAGGAGGAGGACGACGAUGGAGGAGACAGCUUCAACCCGCUCAAGAUCGAGGUGUUCUUGCAGUCUCUGCUCAACCUGGCGUCAAAGUCCUUCAGCCAUUCCUUCAGCGCCUUGGCAAAGUUUCACGAGGUGCUGAAGAACCUGACGGACUGCGACGAAGGCAAGCUGCACAUCCUCCGCGUGGUCUACGGAGUGUGGAGGGCCCACCCACAGAUGAUUGCAGUGCUGGUGGACAAAAUGAUUCGAACACAGAUCGUGGAUUGUGCUGCAGUUGCAAACUGGCUCUUCUCUCCAGACAUGGCCCAUGACUUCACCAGGCUGUAUGUGUGGGAGAUUCUGCACUCUACCAUCCGGAAGAUGAACAAGCACGUGCAGAAGAUCCAGAAGGAGCUGGAGGAGUCCAAGGAGAAGCUGGAGAAACUGCAGCUGAAGAGGAAGGACAGCGGGGAUGAGGAGGACAUGGAAAAGAACAGUGACGAGGAGGACAGCCAGCUGGAGGAGCAGAUUGAGCGUCUGCAGGAGAAGGUGGAGUCCGCCCAGAGCGAGCAGAAGAACCUCUUCCUCGUCAUCUUCCAGCGGUUCAUCAUGCUGCUGACGGAACACCUGGUCCGCUGUGAGACCGGCAGCGUGGACUUCAACACGCCCUGGUACAAGAACUGCAUCGAGCGGCUGCAGCAGAUCUUCCUCAUGCAUUAUGUGAUCAUCCAGCAGUACAUGGGCACCCUGGAGAACCUGCUGUUCACAGCCGAGCUGGACCACCACAUCCUGGCCGUGUACCAGCAGUUCUGCGCCUUGCAGCUGUGAGCUGCCCCCACCAGAUGGCGACAUAGAGCCCAGACAUGCCCACACAGCAAGGACUCCACAUUUCUUGCAUCAAGAUGGUUUUUU